This is a messenger RNA of Dipodomys spectabilis (banner-tailed kangaroo rat), 1668 nucleotides long. It is a transcript of the gene Tinag, whose product is annotated as tubulointerstitial nephritis antigen. Gene Ontology annotation, molecular function: cysteine-type peptidase activity. Gene Ontology annotation, biological process: proteolysis. NCBI's taxonomy places the organism in Eukaryota, Metazoa, Chordata, Mammalia, Rodentia, Heteromyidae. The coding region runs from base 75 to 1592 and encodes 505 amino acids. Gene Ontology annotation, cellular component: lysosome. The transcript has 10 exons. The record is from RefSeq and is a predicted model, not a curated record.
UGCUGAUUAGAUUUCAGGCUCCCAGGAACAAUCAGAAUAAGGAGAGGCCUGGCUAAGGAGUGAGGGUCCAGAGAAUGUGGACCGGAUAUAAGAUACUAAUUUUCUCUUAUCUGGCUACAGAAAUAUGGACAGAGGGGAGUUCUUUGUCUGGAAGAGACGCGGGCCCGGGAGCGGCUUCCAGCAGGAAUCACAGCAGCUCGGAAGGUACUCGCUUGAAAAGGGCUGUGUUCCCAGGCCGCUACUGUAGCGCCCUGGGGUGCUGUGAAGACAGAGAUGAUGCCUGUGUAACUCCGUUCUAUGAGGCAGACGCGGUGUGUUACUGUGAUAGAUUCUGUGAGAGGGACCAUUCUGAUUGCUGUCCCGAUUACCAGUCCUUUUGCCGUGAAGAAAAGGAAAGGCCCAAAGCUCUGCCUUGGUAUUCGGAAGGUUGCCUCAGAGAUGGGCAGCACUUCGAAGAAGGAUCGGUAAUUAAGGAGAACUGCAACCCCUGCACCUGCUCUCAACGACAGUGGAGAUGCUCCCAGCACGCGUGCCUCGUCCGCCCAGAGUUACUGGAACACAUCAAUAAUGGAGACUUUGGGUGGACGGCCCAGAACUACAGCCAGUUCUGGGGAAUGACGCUGCAAGAGGGGUUCACACACCGCCUGGGCACGAUGCCUCCUGGCCCCACGCUGCUGAGCAUGAGUGAAGUCACAGCCUCCUUACCCGCCCACACUGACCUCCCAGAGAUUUUCAUUUCUUCUUAUAAGUGGCCCGGAUGGACUCACGGCCCUUUGGAUCAGAAAAACUGUGCUGCAUCGUGGGCAUUUUCCACCGCAAGCGUGGCAGCUGACCGAAUUGCAAUUCACUCCAAAGGUCAGUACACCGCUAACCUGUCCCCCCAGAACCUGAUCUCCUGCUGUGCCAAGAGCCGCCUCGGGUGCCACGGUGGGAGCAUCGACAGAGCUUGGUGGUUCCUGAGAAAACGUGGGCUGGUGUCGCACGCGUGCUACCCGCUCCUGAGGGACCCGCGGCCCGACGCUCACGCGUGCGCCAUGGAGAGCCGGGCGGCCGCGCGGGGCCGGCGGCAGGCCACGAGGCCGUGUCCUAACAGCCUGGAGAAGUCCAACCGCAUCUUCCAGUGCUCGCCCGCCUACCGCGUCUCCUCCAACGAAACCGAGAUAAUGAGGGAAAUCAUGCAAAAUGGACCCGUGCAAGCCAUAAUGCAGGUCCACGAGGAUUUCUUCCACUACAAAACAGGCAUCUACAGACACGUGGCCAGCUCACGCGAAGAGUCCAAGUACAGGAAGCUGCGGUCACAUGCAGUGAAGCUCACCGGAUCGCUGCCAAUUCCUGGGGAAAGUCUUGGGGAGAGAAUGGCUAUUUUAGGAUUCUCCGCGGAGUCAAUGAGUCUGAUAUUGAGAAGCUCAUCAUUGCCGCGUGGGGUCAACUGGCACGUUCCGACCAGGAGCCGUAGCCGUCCGGGUCCGCCGUCCAGGUCCGCCGUCCGGGUCCGCGGGCCGAGCACCUGGGCAGGUCUCACAGCGGCUUCAGCCACGCCGUGUCCCGGGGUGCGUGGACAGCGUCCGUCUUCAUGUUUUGCCCAGGUUUGAUUCUUGGGCUUCCCUUCCACUUCUGAGUUUGUGAGAACACGAAUAAAAGGCAGCGGAGGGGGCUGAUGCCUUUGAA